Molecule: messenger RNA, 610 nt
Organism: Vitrella brassicaformis
Lineage: Eukaryota; Vitrellaceae
Source: the annotation of a GenBank genome assembly
CUAACUGCCGUGGCUGUGCCGCUGCCUAGCGGUGGCCGUCUUGGGCGAACACAGAGAGCGUGGGGUGGCCGUCAAGAAGAAGGGCGGCGGGAGAGGGAAAAGGGCGGAGAGACACGAAUCUCCCGGUGGAGAGGAGGGCGCACGCUGCUGCUGCGGCUCCUGGUGCUGGUGGUGCUGCCCGUUUUGUUGAUCGAUCCACGACUGCAGCAGAGAGGAGGCAGCAGCGGAUGGCACGGAUGAAUGCCAUGCAGACGGCCCCUCUUUCUCCCUCACCGUGGCGGCGCACGGAGGCGAGAGACGCAUGAAUUCAUCCUCCUCCUUUGGCACCGAAGAAGGCCCUCUUGAUAAGGUUGCAUUGCCGCAACCGCCGUGGCUGGGUCACUGCCGAGUGCUCGUUGCGCAGAGAGAGGGCGUGAAGGUGGCCAUCGAUGAGAAAAGCCGAGGGAAGGGGAGAGGGAGGGGAAAUGAGCAGCCGCUAAGGUGUUGGGGGUGCCCCUGCUGCUGCUGCGGAGACAUGACCUUUUUGCUGAUCGAUCCCUGACUGACAAAAACAAAAACCGUGCACAAGCGGAUGAACUUUUGACCUGCAGCUCCAUCUCUCGCUGACCAU